AUGACACAUUUUCGCGAAAAUAUCGUAAUCAAACUUAAAAAAGCUAUCUUUUUAACCGCGUUUCGAAGAGAAACUUCGAUCAAAAAUAAUGAUGAGUUAAAAAAAAAUUUUUUACCAAAAGAAUCGAAUUAUUGGCCCAAGGAUUCAGCUUCUUCGAAACAAUCUUAUUCAAAAAUUUUAUGUUCCAAUUUUAAGCUUCACUUUAGAAAAAAACACAUAUUGUUUUAUUCAUAUGGCAUCAACAACUUAAGCGAUUACUUUUCAAUAAGCAGAAGUUAUCAUGAAUCAGCUUCUAUAGAACAUGGUAAAGAUAAUUUAACUUUAACGCGGAGGGAAUCACUUCUGUCUAUCGCCGAUGUCCCUGGCCCAAAUUCGAUACCAUUCCUGGGAUCUCGAUUGAAAUAUAAACCUUUCGGCCCAUGGGAUGAAAACAGAUUGCACAUUGCCAAUAUCGAAAAGUACAAUAAGUACGGGCCAUUAGUCAAAGAAAAGAACGGAUUAUUUUCGGUAGAUUGUCUGCUUUUAUUUGACCCCAACGACGUCGAAAAAGUAUUCAGGCAAGAAGGAACUUGCCCAUUUCGGCCUUCCUUUCAAGCAAUAGUAGAUCACAGGAGGAAAAAUAAUUACAGCUUGGGACUUGGACAGUUACAAGGAGAAGAGUGGCAAUAUUUGAGGAAAACUAUCCAAAAGAGAAUGAUGAACGUGAACGCCGCAUCUCCAUUCAUAGAGAUGCAAGAGAAAACUGCCGAUGAUUUAAUAAAAUUAAUUCGUCACACCAAAUCAAAUCAAAAUUCGGAAAUUAAAGAUUUUAUAGUUUACCUGCAAAGAUGGUCACUGGAAUCUAUAGUAUCGGCAUUAUUGGGCCAAAGAUUGGGAUGCCUUGAAUUGUCGAAUAACAACAAUAGUACAGAAAUGGAUCAAUUGAUUAGCGAUACUUGUACCAUCUUUGAGUCUCAAUACAAGUUAAUGAUAGGUGUUCCUUGGUGGAAAAUAUUCCCCACUCCUUCAUGGAUCGCUUUCAUCAACAGUCAUGAGAGAAUUUUUGAGAUUUGUAAGAGAUAUACCCUAAAAACUUUGCGGAAAUACAAAGAUCCUUUAAAUAGUCAAACUUCUAAUCAUAUUAAUGCCACACCUGAAAGCUUUGUCUUAAAAUUAGCCAGAGAAAAGAAUUUGCAUUUGGAUGACCUUUUAACAACAGUGACAGAACUGAUGAUAUCAGGAAUCCAAACGACAGCUUCAGCAAUGGCUUUCAAUUUAUACCAUUUGGCCGUCAACAAAGAAUGUCAGGAUAAAUUGAGGCAAGAAAUAACCGAAACGUUCAGAAUAAAAAAGGAACAAUUUUUGGAUGCAGAAACUUUAAGAAGUAUGUCGUAUUUAAGAGCGGUGGUUUGGGAAACAUCAAGACUAAAUCCCGUGGCUUUUGGAACCGUUAGAGUUUUAGAUAGGCCAAUUGAGCUUUCCGGUUAUCGUAUUCCUAGUGGGGUCCCAUUGAUUCCUCAAAACAUGGUGAUGUCGCGAUUGCCAAAGUAUUUUAAAGAUCAUGAUAAAUUUAUUCCUGAAAGAUGGUUGAAACACGGUAUUCAUAAAGGUUUUCAUCCUUAUUGCGUAUUACCUUAUGGACAUGGCCCUAGAAUGUGCAUAGGGAGGCGAUUUGCUGAGCAAGAACUCAAUUUAGGCCUGAUUAAGAUAAUCAAAACUUUUGCAGUGUCGUAUGAAAAGGAGCCAAUUGAUAGUGUCACUGAACUAAUAGUCAAGCCUGAUAGACCUAUAACUUUAAAAUUUAAAGAAAUAUAAUUUUAUCCUCCUCCCCUCCUCCCAAAAAAAUAUUAAUAUGUAAUAAGUUAAUAGUUGUGUAAUUUAUAAUGUAUUUUAUAAAAAAAAAUUUGUCAUUUAUAUAAGCACGAUAAGGUUCUAUAAAUUCUAAUUUACUGCAUUCAA
Molecule: messenger RNA, 1938 nt
Organism: Gordionus sp. m RMFG-2023
Lineage: Eukaryota; Metazoa; Nematomorpha; Gordioida; Chordodea; Parachordodidae
Product: probable cytochrome P450 CYP44
Exons: 9
Coding region: 1-1794 (597 amino acids)
Molecular function (GO): monooxygenase activity; iron ion binding; heme binding
Source: RefSeq, a predicted model, not a curated record